AUGACUACCUCAAUCGACCCCUCCGAGCCACUUGGACCAAAAACCGAUGGAUUGAUCCGUAAAUAUCUCCAUGAUCGCCGCAUAUCCUGCUCUCUUUACCGUGGUCGUCCUCCUCAUAGGUCUCGGGCAAUGAUCUAUAGCUAUGUAUGUCUCGACUGCGACUACACAGAUCCUUGGGAACAAGCAGACCAUCUCGAGCCAGCAAUCGAGAAACUUGCAGAAGAUAAGGCCUUCCUCAAGGUCUUCUACUAUUGCGAUCCUGAGAUGUACGAAUGCACCUGCACUGAGCCACUGCGCGAAUUCCUGGGACUGGAGCAAUAUUUUCCCGUGUUUCAUUGCCAUGCACUUCGUGAUAAGAGGUUGACUGUGGCUUUUGUUCCCGAGUCGGAGAUUUUGAAGGUGGGGUUGCAGGCGAAUUAUGGGGAGAGAGAUGCUAGUAUUUCGUUGCUUGAGGGGGCGAUUGGUCUGAGGAGAAAGAUGAUUUGA
Molecule: messenger RNA, 486 nt
Organism: Aspergillus sclerotioniger CBS 115572
Lineage: Eukaryota; Fungi; Ascomycota; Eurotiomycetes; Eurotiales; Aspergillaceae
Exons: 2
Coding region: 1-486 (161 amino acids)
Source: RefSeq, a predicted model, not a curated record